ACAGUUGCAAUGGCUAACAUGGUCUUUGUUGGUGUUAAGGUAGCUGCUGUUUCUCUACCACCAUUACCCAUUACAAACAAUGCUCUAAGUUUCAGUUUCACCCAGAAGAGACACUUCCUUCUUCUGAAUUGCUCCCGAACCAAUAACAGAACAACGUCUUUCUCUUCUUCCUUCUCAAUCUCGUCAUCACCUCUCACAAACAAGGGUGGUUGUUCUGUGUUGGCGUGUCUCCCUCCUGCUUCGUCUGAAUCCUCAACCUCAUCAUCUUCCACUGCUAAACCCUCUUCCACUUUCCCUUCAACUAAGCUUUAUGUCAGUGGGUUAUCAUUUCGUACCACUGAAGAAAGUUUGCGAAAUGCUUUUAAGAAUUUUGGUCAACUCGUGGAAGUCAAGCUGGUGAUGGAUAGAAUUGCAAAUAGACCAAGAGGGUUUGCUUUUCUUCGGUACGCAACUGAAGAAGAAUCUCAGAAGGCUAUUGAGGGAAUGCAUGGAAAGUUUUUGGAUGGUAGGGUCAUAUUUGUUGAAGUUGCCAAACCGAGAUCAGAGCUACCGCCGCGAAACAGGGAAGGCACAAGAUUGUAAUACGAAGAACCAAAGUUUGUUCAUUUUGGUGUGCAAUAAGAACUAUUGCAGCAGUGUACUUGACACUUUAUAUAAAAGCACUCUGAUCAUGAAACUUUGUUGGCUCCCUCCUACCUCCCCAACUGAGGCUGCAUUGGAACUCAUUUGUAAACCAACUGUCAUUUCAUUACCCGGCUCUAUAUUAUCAGAAUUUAUUACUAA
Molecule: messenger RNA, 783 nt
Organism: Vigna radiata var. radiata (mung bean)
Lineage: Eukaryota; Viridiplantae; Streptophyta; Magnoliopsida; Fabales; Fabaceae
Product: organelle RRM domain-containing protein 6, chloroplastic
Exons: 4
Coding region: 10-582 (190 amino acids)
Biological process (GO): cytidine to uridine editing; chloroplast mRNA modification
Cellular component (GO): chloroplast
Molecular function (GO): RNA binding
Source: RefSeq, a predicted model, not a curated record